GCAAAGAGGUUGUUGCGCCCAGCCGACUCUUUUUUGGGAAAAAGAAGAAAAGAAAGGAAAGAAACGUAUCCACCAGUCCCGUCACUUCCACCACCUCAAAAAUCAAACCAAAGAAGGAGAAGAACAAGAACAACAUCUCGUAGCAGAAGAACCACCAUUCUCUUAAGGCGGUGGCGGGUUCAAGAUCGAUGCUGAAGAUCAAAAGGGUUCCGACCGUUGUUUCGAAUUACCAGGAGGACAAUAUUUCGGAGAGCGCCUCGGGGUGCGGCCGGAAUUGCCUGGGAAAGUGCUGCUUACCUGUUUCAAGACUUUCGCUAUAUGCAUUCAAGAUACAAACAGAGGAUCCUAUUAAAGAUGGCAAUGUUAACUCGUCUGAGGAACAACCUCCAAUAUCUUUCCUCCACAAUUUGUUGCUUGGACAGUGGGAGGAUCGAAUGAGCCGAGGCCUUUUUCGCUAUGACGUAACUACCUGUGAGACAAAGAUUCUCCAUUGCAAAUACGGAUUCAUUGCCCAGCUGAAUGAAGGACGCCACCAGAAGAAACGACCCACUGAGUUUAGGGUUGACCGGGUUCUUCAUCCUUUUGAUGACAAUAAAUUCAAUUUCACCAAAGUUGGCCAAGAAGAGGUGCUUUUCAGGUUUGAACCAAACAAUGACAAGAGCUACUUCUGCCCCAGCUCAGAAGUAGCUUCAGAUUUGCAGUCCCCUAGUGUUGUUGUCAUCAAUGUGAGCCCAAUUGAGUAUGGGCAUGUUCUUCUUAUACCCCGUGUUCUCAACUGCUUAUCACAAAGGAUUGAUCCUGAAAGCUUCUUGCUUGCUCUUCAUCUGGCUAAAGAAGCUGCAGAUCCCUUCUUCAGAGUGGGUUACAACAGUUUGGGUGCUUUUGCUACUAUUAACCACCUGCACUUCCAAGCGUACUACUUGGCAGUGUCCUUCCCAGUUGAGAAAGCUCCAAGUCAAAGGAUACUUGCUAAGAAGGGGCUGCAUAACAAAGGAGUGAUUGUUUCGCAGCUCUUGUAUUAUCCAGUGCGAGGUCUUGUUUUUGAGGGUGGAAAUACGAUAAGGGAUUUGUCUGAUGUAGUAGCUAGUUCUUGCAUUUGCUUGCAGAACAACAACAUCCCUUUCAACAUUCUCAUCUCUGAUUGUGGGAAAAGAAUCUUUCUCUUCCCUCAGUGUUUCGCAGAGAAACAAGCACUUGGAGAAGUAAGCCAGGAUAUCUUAGACACUCAGGUAAACCCUGCCGUGUGGGAAAUCAGCGGACACAUAGUGCUGAAGCGAAGGAAGGAUUUUGAUGAUGCAUCCGAGGCAUAUGCAUGGAGACUUCUUUCUGAGGUUUCUUUAUCAGAAGACAGGUUCCAAGAGGUGAAGGCUUGUAUACUUGAAGCAGCAGGCUUGCAGGAAGCAAAUGUUGAGAAUACCUUAAACAAGGAAGAAUCUCUUUACAAGCCGCCUGCUGGUCGAGCUGCCCCGCAUUUACCUCGGGAUUGUCUAGUCCAUCAAUGAAGGGGAGGCUGAGGAUAAAGGUAUUCUCUUUAGCAGGCUAUUUCCAAUGAAAUGUUGCAGCAGCUUCGGAUAGGAAGAAAGGAAUCACCGUAAUCUGCGAUUGCAGUCGGAUGGAUGUCUACGAGUUUUUCAUAGUUGGACAGUACUAUUGCUACAUGUUUUAGCACAUAUUCAACAGGAAAUUGUGUUGAAUUCUUAAAAUUUUGGGUUUUAUAGCAUUUUUUACAACCAUCAGAUGUCUAGUCAUGUCGUCUCCUGAUCAGUGAUCAGCAGCAUAAUAAAUCUUCUUGUAACGAUUUUUUGUUGCUAGUCUCUGCAAGAUAGUAAUUAAUUACUU
Juglans regia (Persian walnut) is the source of this 1839-nucleotide messenger RNA. Its product is annotated as GDP-L-galactose phosphorylase 2-like. The record is from RefSeq and is a predicted model, not a curated record. Gene Ontology annotation, molecular function: GDP-D-glucose phosphorylase activity. Gene Ontology annotation, biological process: glucose metabolic process. Lineage: Eukaryota; Viridiplantae; Streptophyta; Magnoliopsida; Fagales; Juglandaceae. The transcript is spliced from 5 exons. Bases 189 to 1502 code for a protein of 437 amino acids. Gene Ontology annotation, cellular component: cytoplasm.